AGGCUGACAGUUUAUAGAUAAGUAUCGCUGUGCUGUGUUGUGUUUAGUUAAUAUUCGGAUUGCCGGUUAUUGCGAAAUUCAUCUAUACCGCCUACACGCGAAUUAUAAAUAAACGUUUUAAAGUGAAAUCUGUGAUUCUAAUCCGUAAACAUGACAAACGCGCCAGUUAAAAAAGUACCGAUACACUUGCAGAGCUCUCAGAAUCGUUUGCUGAUCAAGAAUGGGCGGGUUGUCAAUGAUGAUGGGAUGGAAGAAGCUGACGUGUACAUUGAAGACGGCAUCAUCAAACAAAUGGGGCGUAACCUGAUAAUCCCUGGUGGUACCCGCGUGAUCGACGCGACUGGCAAGCUUGUGAUGCCGGGAGGAAUCGACCCCCACACCCACUUCGAGCUGGAGAUGAUGGGUGGGAAGACAGCUGACGACUUCUACAAGGGAACCAGGGCUGCCGUCGCUGGUGGUACCACCACAGUCAUGGACUUUGUGCUGCCCCAAAAAGGACAGUCACUUAUUGAAGCCUAUUCUAACUGGAGAAGUAGAGCCGACAGUAAGGUUUGCUGUGACUACGCUCUGCACGUGGGCGUGACCUGGUGGUCGCCUUCAGUUAAGAAAGAGAUGGAGCAGUUGGUGAACGAACAUGGAGUGAAUUCAUUCAAGAUGUUCAUGGCCUACAAGGACGCGUGGAUGCUGGAUGACUAUCAGCUGAUGGUUGCUAUGGAAACUUGCCUCGAACUGCGAGCACUGCCUCAGGUUCACGCGGAGAAUGGUAGCAUAAUAAGCCGUAACACGGAGAAGCUACUGGCGGCGGGAGUUACUGGACCUGAGGGUCAUCAGCUCUCCAGAGAUGAGGAGGUUGAGGCUGAAGCUGUCACCAGAGCCUGUGUCAUCGCUAACCAGGCCAAUUCUCCGCUGUACAUAGUCCACAUGAUGUCGAAAAGCGCCGUGCAAGCGUUACGUAUCGCGCGCACUAAACAAAGACCACCAGUGUAUGGAGAAACCCUGGCUGCAACCAUCGGUACUGAUGGAAGUCACUACAAGAAUGCUUGCUUCCGGCACGCAGCUGCUCAUGUGUUGUCACCACCGCUGCGACCUGACCCGUCCACCCCCGAAGCCAUUCUCCAAGCUCUUGCUGACGAUGACUUGCAGCUGAUAGGCAGCGACAACUGCACCUUCUCCGAGAAAGAGAAAGAACUGGGCAAGAACAACUUCUCCAAGAUUCCCAACGGAGUCAACGGUGUGGAGGACAGAAUGAGUGUCUUGUGGCAGAAGGGCGUCAACUCUGGUAUAAUGGACCCGUGUAGGUUCGUGGCGGUGACCAGCGCCAACGCCGCUCGCAUCUUCAACCUGUGGCCCCAGAAAGGGCGGCUGGCUGUCAACAGUGACGCCGACAUCGUGGUGUGGGACCCCCGUCUUGAACGGACAAUUACCGCCGCCAAUCACAAGCAGGCGGUCGACUUCAACAUAUUUGAGGGUCUACGCGUGGUGGGGAGCCCACAGUAUGUUGUGGUGAACGGCCGCGUGUGCUUCGAUGAUGGCGAACUGAGGGUAGUUGAAGGAUUGGGCAAAUAUUUGAAGACUGAAGCAAACAGCCCGUUUGUGUACGGAGGGGAGGUACCUUCUCGCUCUCCGGUCAACGAGGCUCCUCAUGACAUAGAGAGGUCAACCAACGGAACUCCUACUCAUGCUGUGUCGCGUCCAGGUGAUCUGCUUCUGGUCAGCAAACAGCUGGAGGGCAUGUCGGUGACGUCAUCCGGCUGCAGCACGCCGACCGGACGCAAGAUGAGAGAGGCAGGAGUGAGGAACUUGCAGAACUCCACGUUCUCAAUCAGCAAGGAGAUGGAAGGCCUAGACACAAAGACAUCGGUCCGCGUUAGAAACCCGCCCGGCGGGAGAUCUUCCGGUCUCUGGUAAGAACCGGUUCAAACCGCUUCGCGCACCGACUGACGUCCCAUUCGCUUAACAAUAUUAGGACUAACAUUGUUUAAUUUUAAAUUAUUUUAACUUAAGUUUAGUUAUACAGAUAUGUUUGUGGAUGUCUAAGUUAUUACUGGAAUGCUUUACUCGAAGUUUGUGACUUAUUUAAUUUACAUUUUUUUUGACAAUUUACCUACCUCUUGAAAUGAUGAUGGGAAUCGAAGUAUUAUGUGGGUGUUACGCAAAAACGUUCGGUGAUUUAAAUAUGUAUUCUAUUGUUACUGUCAUAAGUCAGUAAACUGUUUAAAUUUAAAAGUAAAGUUGACACCUGAGCUUCUAAGGUUCUACUCUAGCCAAUUGUUACUAGCUUAAUGCUUGUUCUUUAUUAAAUCCUUGCACUUUUUAUAUAUUGUAUACAUUUAAGACACGUUUAAGUCGAGGUGAACUGCGGAAAUAACAAAGUUAUUAUAAAAGCUAUCUAAAUGUGAGGGUGAAGUAUUAAUUAAAAACAAAGAAAAACAAAAUUUGAACCAAAAUUGAUUAAAGAUGCGGGACUCUAACCCGUGCCUCUUGGGUUUAUAAAUUUUGGUUACAAAUUUUAAUCGUAUAAUUAAUCCCAGAAGUGAGGGAUGUCACUAUAAAAUAACAAAUUGUAAAGACAAAGAAUUAACUAAAAAAAAAAAAAAUUAAGUAAAGAUAAAUAAAAUACUUUUUGAUUGUAAAAUUAAAUUAUUUCCUAUUGAUUAUUCAUAAAUGCCUCGUCCAAAGUAACUGAUAUUGAAGGGAGUCGAGAUAAGUGCGUUCGAGAUGCUUGAAGCCGAAAACUGUCAUAACUGACAUCAGACUUAAACUUGUAAUUAAUACUUAAUUACACAAGCUUGAGCUUAGAACGUGUUUCAGUAAUAGAAAUGUUCUAAAAUAAUGUGAAACAGUAUUGUCGUACAUUGCUGGUUGAGUAUUACAAUGUUCUAACUCAUAUUGACCGAAAUCGCGAUCUAAUUUAGCUGAAGACGCCGUCCUGAAAGACUGAUUUCGGUGAAUUUUGUUUCGUGGUUAUUAUCAAAUUUGUUAUGGAUAGCAUAACUCAUGGAAGUUUGACAUUUGAUAGUUUCAGGAAAAACUACGGGAAAUUUUGACGUUAUAAAAACAUAAGUAACAACAGCAUAUAAUCUUUUUGUAUUUGUGUUGAUUACCUUAACCAAGCCUAUACCUACAAAAAUCAGUAGAAAAAAAUUAUGAAAUUACGUUAAUCUAUGAAAUAAUUCGGUAACUUAUAAAUUUAUUUAUCCAACUUUUAGCACGUUAUUUUAGAAAUAAAAAAAAAUAACACAAUAAUCUUAAGUGAUUUUCCCAAUAUAAAAAAUUACUGCACAAAAUAAUUUUGUUUUUGGACGGCCUCUUAAGCUAUUAAUAAUAAUAACCGGUCACUGUAGUGUCAUCCCUUUCUCUCUAUUGGUGUUAUUAUAUUGUAUUUCAUCACGCCUCAAUUUGAACGUAGUUUAUUAACUUUAACAUAUUCAUCUAUUUCCCGUCCUUAAUUGUUUUUAAAAACAGAACAGGCAUUUAAUUCGCUUUUACACGUUCUCUCUACUGAAGCGGAUUGUUUUUUUUGUUAAGCAAGCGUUGUAUAACCAAUAUUUAGUGAAAUAUAAUCGGUAGCUUGAAUGACCAAAGUAGAGUUCUACUUAGUUUUGUUAUAAGUUAGUUUAAGACAUGUUUUUAUUGAAUAGUCACUUUCAUAUAUUUACCUCUUCAUAAUAGUUAUUUGAAAUAUUUUCAAUUGAGAUCAAAAAUGUUUCUAUCUGCGAUGCUUUGCUGUUUACUCUUCGAUGUUAUGAAUAAUAACCACUGAUUGUAAUACUUAUUAUAAAUAUUAAGAAAAGCAGAUAUUAUACUCAAACAAGUAAAUCAUGUAAUAUGUACCUAGUUGAUAUUAUAUUCUAUAUCCAUUGGAAACUGUUAUGACGAAAGCCAAAUCUAAGAAAUCGGUACAAAUUUUUUUCGAUACUUUUGUCUACUAGUCCCUACAUCACAUUUUUAUAGUGUUUACAGUUUUCUAUGUUUAUGCAUUGUCACAAAUAAAACAAUGUAAUAUCUA
Messenger RNA from Leptidea sinapis, 4009 nucleotides. It is a transcript of the gene CRMP, whose product is annotated as dihydropyrimidinase. The coding region runs from base 151 to 1908 and encodes 585 amino acids. The transcript is spliced from 14 exons. The record is from RefSeq and is a predicted model, not a curated record. Gene Ontology annotation, molecular function: dihydropyrimidinase activity. Lineage: Eukaryota; Metazoa; Arthropoda; Insecta; Lepidoptera; Pieridae. Gene Ontology annotation, biological process: pyrimidine nucleobase catabolic process. Gene Ontology annotation, cellular component: cytoplasm; cytosol.